Molecule: messenger RNA, 3775 nt
Organism: Ochotona curzoniae (black-lipped pika)
Lineage: Eukaryota; Metazoa; Chordata; Mammalia; Lagomorpha; Ochotonidae
Gene: USP25
Product: ubiquitin specific peptidase 25
Exons: 28
Coding region: 373-3588 (1071 amino acids)
Biological process (GO): protein deubiquitination; regulation of protein stability
Cellular component (GO): nucleus; cytosol
Molecular function (GO): cysteine-type deubiquitinase activity; protein binding; cysteine-type endopeptidase activity
Source: RefSeq, a predicted model, not a curated record
GUAAAGUUAAAUAAUAUGCUACUGAGUGACCAAUGUGUCGAUGAAGAAAUGAAGAAAACGAAAAUGUUCUUGGAGAAAAUGUUGCUACUGUUGAACCUAUUGUGCUGCUGUGAAUAUAGGAUUACAGAUCCCAUUUACUUUGAGUAUAUUCCCCACAGUGGAAUAGCUGGGUCAUACAACAGCAUCAGCAGACAUUUUUGAAUCAGCUUAGAGAAAUUACUGGGAUAAAUGACGCUCAGAUACUACAGCAAGCCCUGAAGAAGUCUUGUUACAGGUUACUCUAACAUAUGUUUUCCAAAUGAACUUGAAACUCGAUAUUCCAGGAUAGUAAUGGAAACUUGGAAUUAGCAGUGGCUUUCCUAACUUCGAAGAAUGCCAAGACCCCUCAGCAGGAAGACAUUACGUACUAUCGCUCGGCACUUCUUGACAAUGACAGAUAUAUCAGUGUGGGAAGCCAAGCAGAUACAAUUUUGCUUUUCAGAUGUGAUUGAUCUUACUGGAGAUGAUAAAGAUGAUCUGCAGAGAGCAAUUGCCUUGAGUUUGGCGGAAUCAAACAGGGCAUUCAGGGAGACGGGAAUAACUGACGAGGAACAAGCCAUUAGCAGAGUCCUUGAAGCCAGCAUAGAAGACAACAAAGCAGGUUUGAAGAGGACACCUACAGAAGUUUGGAGGGAUUCUCGAAACCCUUAUGAUAGAAAAAGGCAGGACAGAACGCCUGUCGGGUUAAAGAAUGUUGGCAAUACUUGCUGGUUUAGUGCAGUUAUUCAGUCAUUAUUCAAUCUUUUGGAAUUUAGAAGAUUAGUGCUGAAUUACAAACCUCCAUCACAUGCUCAAGAUUUACCCCAAAACCAAAAGGAACAUCGAAAUUUGCCUUUUAUGCGUGAGCUGAGGUAUUUAUUUGCCCUUCUUGUUGGUACUAAAAGGAAAUAUGUUGAUCCAUCAAGAGCAGUUGAAAUUCUUAAGGAUGCCUUCAAAUCAAAUGAUUUACAGCAGCAAGAUGUGAGUGAAUUUACACAUAAAUUAUUGGAUUGGUUAGAAGAUGCCUUCCAAAUGAAAGCUGAAGAAGACACGGAUGAAGAAAAACCAAAGAACCCCAUGGUAGAGUUAUUCUAUGGAAGAUUUCUGGCUGUGGGUGUACUUGAAGGUAAAAAAUUUGAAAAUACUGAAAUGUUUGGUCAGUAUCCGCUUCAGGUCAAUGGGUUCAAAGAUCUACAUGAGUGCCUAGAAGCUGCAAUGAUUGAAGGAGAGAUUGAAUCUUCACACUCAGAGAACUCAGGAAAAUCAGGCCAAGAGCAUUGGUUUACUGAACUACCACCUGUGUUAACAUUUGAAUUAUCAAGAUUUGAAUUUAACCAGGCAUUGGGAAGACCAGAAAAAAUUCACAAAAAAUUAGAAUUUCCUCCAGUUUUAUAUCUGGACAGGUAUAUGCACAGAAACAGAGAAAUAACAAGAAUUAAGAGGGAAGAGAUCAAGAGACUUAAAGAUUACCUCACAGUAUUACAGCAAAGAUUAGAAAGAUAUUUAAGCUAUGGCUCAGGUCCCAAACGAUUCCCCUUGGUGGAUGUUCUACAGUAUGCGUUAGAAUUUGCCUCCAGUAAACCGGUUUGCACUUCUCCAGUUGAUGAUAUUGAUGCAAGUUCUACAUCUAGUGGUUCCAUAUCCUCACAGACAUUAUCAAGUCCAGCAGAGCCACAGGGAGCCUCUUCUUCAGAACUGCCAAGCACCUCGCCUUCCUCCGUUUCUGCCAUUUCAACGAGAGCAGUGAUACACAAGCCGUUCACCCAGUCUCGGAUACCACCAGAUUUGCCCAUGCAUCCAGCACCAAGGCACGUAACAGAAGAGGAACUUUCUGUGCUAGAAAGCUGUUUACAUCGCUGGAGGACAGAAAUAGAAAAUGACACGAGAGAUUUACAGGAAAGCAUAUCCAGAAUUCAUCGAACAAUUGAACUAAUGUACUCUGACAAAUCUAUGAUCCAAGUUCCUUACCGCUUACAUGCUGUUUUAGUUCAUGAAGGCCAAGCUAAUGCUGGGCACUACUGGGCAUACAUUUUUGAUCAUCGUGAAAGCAGGUGGAUGAAGUAUAAUGAUAUCGCUGUGACAAAAUCAACAUGGGAAGAGCUAGUGAGGGACUCUUUCGGUGGCUACAGAAAUGCCAGUGCCUACUGCUUAAUGUACAUCAACGACAAAGCACAGUUCUUGAUACAAGAGGAGUUCAAUAAGGAAACGGGGCAGGCUCUUGUUGGAAUAGAAACGUUACCACCAGAUUUGAGAGAUUUUGUUGAGGAAGAUAACCUGCGAUUUGAAAAAGAACUGGAAGAAUGGGAUGCCCAGCUUUCCCAGAAAACUCUGCAAGGAAAGCUUUCAGCAUCUCAGAAGUCAAGGGAGUCUGAAUCCACUGUGAAAACAGCGCAAGCAGGAGAACCAGAAUAUCUAGAGCAGCCAUCAAGAAGUGAUUUCUCAAAGCACUUGAAAGAAGAAACUAUUCGAGUAAUUACCAAGGCAUCACAUGAGCAUGAAGAUAAAAGUCCUGAAACAGUUUUACAGUCGAAACCUGAAAAUGCCACAAGCAAACCAAUUUCUAACCAGCGAGUUCUCGAGGUGGCGAUUCCACAUGUAGGGAAAUUUACGAUUGAAUCAAAGGAGGGGGGUUAUGAUGAUGAGAUCAUGCUGACACCGAACAUGCAAGGUAUUAUCAUGGCGAUAGGUAAAUCCAGGAAUGUGUAUGACAGGUGUGGUCCUGAAGCAGGGUUCUUUAAGGCAAUUAAGUUAGAGUAUUCAAGAUUAGUUAAGUUGGCCCAAGAAGACACCCCACCAGAAACAGAUUAUCGUUUACAUCACGUUGUCAUAUACUUGAUCCAGAAUCAAGCACCAAAGAAAAUCAUUGAGAAAACUUUGUUGGAACAAUUUGGUGACAGAAAUUUGAGUUUUGAUGAAAGGUGUCACAACAUAAUGAAAGUGGCACAAGCUAAACUGGAAAUGAUAAAACCGGAAGAGGUAAACUUGGAGGAAUAUGAGGAGUGGCAUCAGGAUUAUAGGAAAUUCAGGGAAACCACUAUGUAUCUUAUAAUUGGACUAGAAAAUUUUCAAAGAGAAAGUUAUAUGGAUUCCUUGCUGUUCCUCAUCUGUGCUUAUCAGAAUAACAAGGAACUGUUAUCCAAAGGCCCGUACAGAGGACAUGAUGAAGAACUGGUGUCGCAUUACAGAAGAGAAUGUUUGCUAAAAUUAAAUGAGCAGGCUGCAGAACUGUUUGAAUCCGGAGAGGAUCGAGAAGUCAACAAUGGCCUAACCAUCAUGAAUGAGUUCAUUGUCCCAUUUCUGCCCUUGUUACUGAUCGAUGAAAUGGAAGAGAAGGACAUCCUUGCUGUGGAAGAUAUGAGGAACCGAUGGUGUUCCUACCUUGGACAGGAAAUGGAAUCAAACCUCCAAGAAAAGCUGACAGAUUUUCUGCCCAAACUGCUUGACUGUUCAACGGAAAUUAAGGGUUUCCACGAACCGCCGAAGUUACCUGCUUAUUCCACGCAUGAACUCUGUGAACGAUUUGCCCGAAUCAUGUUGUCCCUCAGUCGAACUCCUGCUGAUGGAAGAUAAACUGCACACUUUCCUUAAAUACACUGUACAAACUUUUUUAGUUCUUAACCCUUGCCUUCCUGUCACAGGGUUUGCUUGUUGCUGCUAUAGUUUUUGACUUUUUUUAAUUUUAAUAACUGCAAGAGACAAAAUGAAUAUACAGACUUCUAGCCAGAUGACAGAUAAUAAAGCUGGGAAUCGCAUGGCA